Molecule: messenger RNA, 2982 nt
Organism: Aspergillus nomiae NRRL 13137
Lineage: Eukaryota; Fungi; Ascomycota; Eurotiomycetes; Eurotiales; Aspergillaceae
Product: N2,N2-dimethylguanosine tRNA methyltransferase
Exons: 4
Biological process (GO): tRNA N2-guanine methylation
Cellular component (GO): nucleus; membrane
Molecular function (GO): RNA binding
Source: RefSeq, a predicted model, not a curated record
AUGACCUCCAAAGAAAGCAUCUCGCCAAAACAAAACGAUAUCGAUACGCACUCGGUAAUAUCUAUGCAGGAGCUGGACCCCUCACCAGUGCAUGAGGGAUUCUCCGACCUUGAAAGUGGCCAAUACAUCCCUCAAUCACAAGUUUGUCCAUCUAAAGUUGGAAAUAUAUCAGAAGCCAGACUGCCCCGAUUCAGCCUAGGUCUUCGUGGACACAACUGGGAUUCAUGGUAGAUACUCAACGUACCCCCCACUUUAUUCUUUGCGCUGCAUUUCGCCAACACCUCUCUUUUCCCUCUGGCGACUCGGUCGGUUCCAGAUAGUGAAACCUAUCUGCUUCUUACGAGACCUAUCUACCAGUCUCCAGGGCUUGAACAUGUGAUCCUGACCGUUCCCAUCCUCAUUCAUAUCGCUUCCGGCAUUGCUCUCCGCAAUCUUCGUUCUUCUCGCCGUGCACGACUGUAUGGGGCGGAGACUAGGGUCCAGAGAUAUUCCCUGAAUUUCUGGCCGCGGAUGAGCCUGCAAGCACGUCUAGGGUAUUGCUUCGUCCCGUUCCUUGGCGCUCACGUCCUCGUAAACCGUAUCACGCCAUUGAUCGCCGAUGGUGGGAGUUCGGGAGUGGGUUUGGGCUAUGUUGCUCAUGGAAUCGCACGAAACCCUGUCUUUUGGAAUGUAUACUACGUGACCCUCGCCGCCGUUGGGAUGUGGCAUAUCGUUGGAGGAUGGGCUGCUUGGAUGGGCUGGCGGGUCACCACUGCUCAGAAGGAACGAGGCUAUAAGAAAUGCUCAAUGGAAAGUUACUUGGGGCACACGGAAAGCGAAGAGCAGGUCAAGAGAAAGAGAAAAAUGUGGUGGAUAGUCAAUGGAGUUGCCGCGCUAGGAACAACUGUCUGGCUGGCGGGCGCUCUGGGUAUAAUUGGUCGUGGAGGCCAGGGUUCGGGAUGGGAGGCCAGUGGCUGGAAUGAAAUUUAUAAACAAUAUGACGGCAAGGAAUACCACGCGGUGAAAGAAGGGAAUGCGUUCAUCCUGAACCCACCUUCCCAAGCUGCAGCCUCCACAGGAACAAGAAGAGAUCUCAAGGCAGAGGACGAGGCUCAGUCCGUAUUCUACAAUCCUAUCCAGCAAUUCAAUCGCGACCUGAGUGUACUUGCAAUCAAAGCCUAUGGGGAACAUGUGCUGGCUUCAAAAAAGCAGAGAGCCGAAAGGAGGCAGAAAAGAGGUGCAGCGGAUGGGAAAUCAAAAGGCAAGAAACGGAAGAGGGAGGAUGGUGAUGAAGAGGAACCAAACGGUAAAGGAAGCAAUUUUGACAAUCAGACAGGAAGAAGUGAUCAUCUAGCCUCAGAGUCGCACACUGGAGAAAAUACCACGCCAGCAUUUACAAUUCUAGAUGCUCUGUCUGCUACUGGUUUGCGUGCACUACGAUAUGCAUCAGAGAUUCCAUUUGCUACUUGCAUUGUUGCGAAUGAUCUUUCGUCGUCUGCCAUCAAAUCAAUGAAGUUGAACAUCGAAUACAACAGACUUGGGAAGCUCAUUCAACCUAACACCGGCGAUGCGCGGACUUACAUGUACAGUACUCUUAACCCGGCCAACACUCAGACUAGUGGACUGCACACUGGGAAGUUUGAUGUUAUUGAUCUGGAUCCUUAUGGGUCGGCUGCACCGUUUAUGGAAUCUGCUGUGCAGGCUGUCAAGGAUGGGGGAUUGCUUUGCGUGACCUGCACCGAUGCCGGGGUUUGGGCAUCCAACGGAUACCCGGAAAAAUCAUACGCAUUGUACGGUGGCGUACCAACGAAAGCUGCCAAGUACGGGCUGGCCAUAGAGCCACUUCUAUCUCUGUCAAUCGAUUUUUACGCCCGAGUCUUUGUCCGCGUUCAUCGGUCUCCAGCAGACGUUAAGUUUGCGUCGGGUAAUACAAUGGUUGUUUACAACUGUGAUUCAGGCUGCGGAGCUUGGUCAACACAGCCUUUGACCCAGACGAAGCCACGACUUGACAAAAAAGGGAACCCUUUCUACCAUCACGGAUUCGCCCAGGGACCCAUGGCAAAUACGAACUGUGCGCACUGUGGGAUGAAGACUCACAUAGGCGGCCCAAUGUGGGCCGGGCCGCUACAUAACCCUCACUUCAUCCGAAGGAUUCUUGCUAUGCUUCCUGAGGUGGAUAGAAGCAUAUAUCAAACGGUAGACAGAAUCGAAGGCAUGUUAACUACAGCACUUGAAGAGGACCUGAUUCCCAACGACCCUAUACAGGGUGCCAGUUCAGAAACUACUCUUUCCAAAAUCAAGGAUGCUGAACUAAACGAAGAUCCAGCCAUAAUCCCGCGGAUGGACCCGGCUCUUCGAGAGCCGUACCCAUUCUAUUUCAGUUUGAGUGCUCUGUCAAAAGUCCUUCAUACAUCCACCAUCUCUUCCGAUGCUUUUCGUGGAGCUGUGCGACACCUGGGUUACCAAUGUACCCGUAGUCACACCAAACCGAACAGUAUCCGCACAGAUGCACCUUGGGAUGUGAUUUGGGAGAUCAUGAGAGAAUGGGUGAGGCAAAAAUCACCUAUCAAAGAAAAUGCUCUUAAGCCUAGCACUGCCGGUGCUGCUAUCAUGGCGAAAAGCCGGGGAAACAUUCAGAAGCUGAAGGAGGGCGAGAAAAAUCUAAAUUUGCUGAAGCAAGAGAUCGUGUCUGCUGCCGAAAACGGGAAGGAUAUCUCCGACGUAGUGACAAAAGUCGAAGCCGCGCUGUACCGUUCCGGCUUCUGGCAGGCGUUGAACCAAAGCGAGUCAGAUUCUCGACCUGCCAAUAUGCAAAAGGAGCCGCAGAGUUCCAACCAAGUCCAUGGAACACUUACAAACAAAUCUAAUACUAGCACGCUGGAUGUUGUUUUCGACGAGUCUCUAGGUAGAGAAGUGGUCAAAAAACGACUCGUCAGAUAUCAACUCAACCCUCGCGCUAACUGGGGUCCAUUAAAUCGAGCGUCUGGGCGCAGACAAGGCUGA